Papaver somniferum (opium poppy) is the source of this 423-nucleotide messenger RNA. RefSeq names its product actin-depolymerizing factor 1-like. The transcript is spliced from 4 exons. Bases 1 to 423 code for a protein of 140 amino acids. Gene Ontology annotation, biological process: actin filament depolymerization. Lineage: Eukaryota; Viridiplantae; Streptophyta; Magnoliopsida; Ranunculales; Papaveraceae. Gene Ontology annotation, cellular component: actin cytoskeleton; cytoplasm. The record is from RefSeq and is a predicted model, not a curated record. Gene Ontology annotation, molecular function: actin filament binding.
AUGGGAGAGGAUGAAAACACACAACAACCUGGUUCUUCUGAAUAUGAGCAGGAAAGUGAAUUUGAAAUCAAAGAGGAGAAGAGAAAGAGGAAGAUAUGGAGAAGAAUGGGAGAGGAGGCUAAUGCAGUGUCGGGGAUUGCUGUGCACGACGAUUGCAAACAAAGGUUUUUGGAAUUGAAGGAAAAAAGGACUUUCCGUUUUUUUGUGUACAAAAUUGAAGAGAAGGAUAAGCAAAAGCAAAUUAUUCUGGAGAAGUUUGGCGAGUCAGCUGAAAGAUAUGAGAAUUGCCAAAAGAGAAAGGUUUUCUUCAUCUAUUGGUCUCAUGAUACCACAAGGAGAGAGCUUGACGGAAUUCAGGUAGAGUUGCAAGCAACUGAUCCUACUGAAAUGGAUCUUGAUGUCAUUAGAAGCCGAGCUGUUUAA